GGAUAUUGAAAAUGAACGGAGAAGAUGAUCGUGAAGGGAAUAGAUAUAACGAUUAACCAGAGUCGUUUUCCCCACUACGGGAACAUUUUGCGUGUGUAUGAGUGGUAUUUGAAAAACAAGGUACAGCGCCCACUUCGUGGGGAUGAUAAUUCAGACCUCAACACAGAUAACGACGAAAAAUGGCGAAAAUGUCUGCCAGAGUGGCUUGGGACGCAAUUUUCGAUUUGAAUAAGGAGACUUCGCCUCUUCUACUUUGCGACUUCAGCACAUGUUGACGCUGUGGCGUCAUUUACUACUUAUUGGACGCCUUCGUCCGGGGUCUUCACGACAUGGAAUUGAUGAUAUUGCAAGUACAGGACAACUAGGCUGAUCUCUAAAUUACCCUCCAUGAUAUUUAGAAUAGUGUCUCAGUUCAUCACGACGAGACAGAGAUUAUUGGGAAGACGCUUGGGUUUAAGGCCAUUGUUUGCAUUGUAGUUGUGUCGUAAUAUUUCGUUACCGCACAACUAAUAUACGAAGACCGCAUGUUCGCGUUCAUAAGAAUAAGAAGAACUGCAUAUUAAAAGUACAUGCGUCACAUUACGAUAUCAGAUAUUUCUCGGGAAAAGCUUGGGCACUUGACGAAUAGGUUC
Messenger RNA from Amoebophrya sp. A25, 632 nucleotides. Lineage: Eukaryota; Dinophyceae; Syndiniales; Amoebophryaceae. The record is from the annotation of a GenBank genome assembly.